Messenger RNA from Xenopus laevis (African clawed frog), 4831 nucleotides. It is a transcript of the gene aff3.L, whose product is annotated as AF4/FMR2 family member 3. Lineage: Eukaryota; Metazoa; Chordata; Amphibia; Anura; Pipidae. Bases 651 to 3497 code for a protein of 948 amino acids. The record is from RefSeq and is a predicted model, not a curated record. The transcript is spliced from 19 exons.
AGACAUUUCCAGCAUUUCAACCACAGGAAUCACCUCAGCAUGCCACAAGGCAGUGCAUUUGUUAUGUUGUGAUAUAUGCAAGCUUCCUCAUUCAGAACUGGAGGAUUGCUGCAAGCGCAUGUCACUUGACUGAGAGCAGCAAGCAAUAUGCAGCCACUGUCAGUACAGGCUGUCCUAUUUAUAUAAGUGUUUUCAGUUGUGCUAUGCAUGUGUGGUCACACAGAAAGGCUCUCAAAGGGAGGAAUGUUUACAUCGUAGCGGAAUGUAAGAAGGCAUCCCAUCACAUUACAGAUGCUAAGGAUCCUUUCUCCUUUGUGGAUAUGAACAAGAUAAAAAUGUGCUUCGUACAAAGGACUUGGAAAGAAGGACUCAAGAAGUACAGCAAAGUGAGGCUAUUUUCUCUACAAAUUACCCCCUCUUCAGUCAACCCUAUAAGACAAGAAAAGAAGAUGAGCUGCCAAGUUGCAUCCAAAGUACUUUUGGCAGCUAUGAUGAAAUGAAGGACCUUUUGACUGUCCAGUGUAAGCAGAGUCACCUUGUUGGUAUUCUUCAACCUGAUACAAAAAAGGAACAUUUUCAACAAAAACUAAAAAUAAACUACUGGCAUCAGUCCACCUAAAGUACCUGUGCAGUUGGGCAUAAUAGCCACCAUGAACUGGCAGGAGCCUGACCAUUCAUUUGCACUCCAGCAACAAGUAAAAACAUCUGAUCAGAAAAUGGUUGGUUCUGCUACAAAAGACUGUAUAGGUGGGCACCAGAAACGUGCUAUGGAAAAAAAUAAAAACUGCUUCUUACAAUCUGUAUUAUCGCCAUCCUCUUCUAAUGACCCGCCACAAAAUACUUUAGUGAGUAAUAAGACCAGUUCCCACAAGAGACAACAUCCACAGCUAAAUAGCAGUCUAGAAAUUGGCUGCAGUACACCUUGUAUUCAGAACUUUUCUGCCACAAAGCUGAAUGCAGUUCAACAAAAGCCUACUGCAUACGUGCGCCCAAUGGAUGGCCAAGAACAGGCAGUAGAUGAGUCUCCAAAACUAAAAUCUUCCACCGAAGCGAAUAUCCAUCUUCCUUUGUGUGAAGAACUAUGCCAUAAAACUGACUCUGACAAGAUGAAGUCUGAUGAAGCAGAUUCAUGCUCUGAUCUGAACCAAGAAGAGGAGAGUCAUCUGAUCAACAUAGGAUUUUCCAGUGAAAGGAAUGCUGAUUUCAAGGACAGGAGCCCGACAAAGUGUGCACCUCGGAUAUCGAUGUUGGAAGAUGACUUGAAGCUAAGCAGCGAUGAGGAGGACAUUGAUCAGACAGUUCAGGAAGAAAACAUUGGAGUCCAAAGUGACAGUGGGAAAGUUCAGGAUCACAGUAAAAGAGCUUCAGGAGUCUCCACACUGACAAGCAGCAGCUCCAGUGAAUCUGACACCAGCUCUGAGUCGGACUCUGAAAGCGAAAGCAGUUCCAGCGAGGUAGAUCGCAGCAAGCCUUCAGGCUACAUUAGCCCAGAGCCUGAGCAACCAACAUCAAAUAAAUGGCAACUGGAUAAGUGGCUCAACAAGGUUCAUCCCAACAAAGCCGUGAUCCUCAGCAAUAUACACUGCCCGUCGUAUGGUGGUUCAAAGGAGAAUGCUGGAAACAGUGAGAAUUUGUCACAAAUAUUCCAAUCUAACCAUAACAAUACUAAGGAUACCAAGGACGACAAAAGACAUUGGAGUAUUUGCACAGGCCAUGGGAAUAAUAAAGACACAGGAUUAAAAUCAUCAGCUUCCAUUGAAAUAGCUGCUUCAAUAGCUGUUGCAGUUCCUACAACAGAAAGCACUUUUCAGAGGCAACCUGCUUGCAGAAAACUAACAAAGAGGACAGAACGGACAUCUACUGGAGAUAAGCUGAACUGCUAUAGGUAUGAGGAUCCUUCCUUAAACCAAGCAACUGUAGGUGAUAAAAUAACAGAACAGCCUAAAAACAGAUUGUUGUGCACAAGUAGAGGUUUCCACAGAAGAGAACCCAGUACAUCUAAACUAGGGGGUGAAAUUAGGAGGACUCGAGGGCUAAACAAAUCAGUUUCCAAAGCCAAAGAAUGUAUCCCGUUUUCAUCUCAGCCUUCAGAUCUUGGCAUUGAAACAGACCUGGAAAUCUCAACUUUUUCCACAAACACAUCAGUCACUCCAGCCACUGAAAACAACCAUAGACUUAAGGAGCUGGGAGGCAAUAAUAUUAGUAGGGCCAGUCCAUGCAUUGCCAAUACAACUGACUUAGCCAAGGAGCUGGUACUGGUUCCUUUUGGCAGGAAUGAGAAUAUCUUUUCAAUAAAGGGCAAUGAUGAGGUCAAGUCACUUUGGGUUAGGAUUGAUUUAACUCUUUUAUCAAGAAUCCCAGUGGAACUUCCCCAGGAGACUCUUAUCAUGAAUAACAGUAUGAAAGAAACACACAGGUCUUCAUCUCAUAAAUGCUUCACUUCAGUAGCAGAGAAAGCUUUGGAGAAAACCAGAAAGAAACGCAAGUCUGAAAAUGAAGCAUCUCGAGAAGUAAAGAAAAACCAUUUAGAAAAGGACAACUGUUUGCAAGAAACUGUUACAUCCGAAAGCUGUGAUAGGACCAAUUUACACAGCACCAACCCCAUCAGGACCAGCACAACUGAAAAAUCUCAUGUUUAUCAGAGAUACAACCAUGUUCCUUCAGACAACAACCCUUUGGGUCAUAGAGAGGAUAUGCACUUAAUGUCCCAUGAACGCAAAGAUUUAAGAAGGCAGGUGUUGUUUGACAAUAGGCCUUGCAGUGCCGAUUAUUUUAUGCAAGAAGCUAAACAGAUGAAGCAUAAAGCAGAUGCAAUGAUGGACAAAUUUGACAAAGUUCUGAAUUAUACGGAAGCAGCCCUAUUGUUCAUUGAGUGUGGGAAUGCAAUGGAGCAUGGCCCCAUUGAGUCAAAAUCUCCAUAUACAAUGUAUGCUGAAACAGUAGAGCUAAUAAGGUAUGCCUUGAGGUUAAAAUCACACUCUGGCCCCAAUGCAACAAGCCGGGACAAGAAAAUAACAGCAUUAUGCUAUCGAUGUUUGGCUCUUCUCUACUGGAGAAUGUUUAGACUCAAAAGGGAUCAUGCUGUGAAGUACUCAAAAGCUCUUAUUGACUAUUUCAAGAGCUCAUCUAAAACCUCUCAAGCUUCAUCUUCACAGAGUUCCAAUGGAAAAACCACUGGUGCUCCAUCCCCCACAUCCCCCAGUCCUUCUUCAGUGAGUUCUGUUGGGUCACAAGGAAGUACCUCCAACAGCUCUAUCAUUAGCAUUCCCCAGCGAAUCCACCAGAUGGCAGCAAACCAUGUCAGUAUUACUAACAGCAUUCUGCACAGCUAUGACUACUGGGAGAUUGCUGAUAAUCUCACCAAAGACAACCAAGAGUUCUUUAAUGAGCUUGAUGCACUAAUGGGAGGGAUCACGCUGCACAGUUCGAUGGAGCACUUGGUACAGUACACACGUCAAGGACUUCACUGGGUACGGCAAAGUGCACACAUGCUUUAGCCUAUCUUAAGACCUAAGAACUGUGGCAUCAUUUUCUACUGGACUUUUCUCUUUCAAGGCCCUGUGCUGUGCAAGAGCAAAGUCAAAAUAUUUUUUUUUAAAAAAGAAUGGUGAUUCUUUCCUCAGCAUUGGACAGUACUACUCAUAUUUACAUUUUGCUUUUAUUAUCUUGCUGGGAUAGAUUGUAGAAAGGUCUCUUUUGGCACUGGAUUAGAGAAAUCAGUUGCAAGAUGAUAUAUUUUUCAUUAAGGGCAGAAUGUGAUUAUUGUGUGUUCCUGUCAAGGAACUGGUGAUAAUGCAAGAAGCAAUCACAACAUAAAUUCACCUUAGGUCUACAUUGUUGUUUAUAAUAGAACAGCACAGUUUGGUGAGCCAGCAAAAUUCAGAUAUUCAGCUACCAUGCAGUCAUGUAUGGUGCCUGCCACACCAAUGCCCUCUGUUAUAUAUACUGUAGACACAUGCUGAGUCUGCCUUUGGGAAUAUCCGGCUGUGUAUGUGAAAAGCACCCUUAUUCUGUGUCUUGUGCAGAAUCAAAAAUUCUGUAAUUCCUGAGAAGGCUGCACACGAAAACUAUUCUAUUCAGAAUUCAUCGAAUUUGAUGCAGUUCAGGCCUUUUGGCAACGGUACAACUAAUCUGGUUAUAUUUGCAUUGGAUGCAGUUGGAUCUGAAUGUCCAGACUACAUAGUGCUUGUUGCGCUGCAACUAGAUACUCUUUCUGCCUAUGCAAACCAUUUACUAAAACUCAACCAAAGUUACAGUAUACUGCAUGUUUGGUGUGAAAACUAAUGCCUUGUUGCAUAGUCAGAAAAUGUAACUGAAAGCAAUUUGUCAAUAUCUUCCAUCCAGUCAAGGCCCCCAUAUCAGUUUGCAGCUAGAAUCAGGUCAAAUUCUGAGUGUCCAUUUUGCCAGGAAGCAGAAUAAUUGCCAACGUUUUUAUAACAUGUGAAAAAUCAGGGACGCUUCUCUGUAGUCACAUUGCAUUCAUUGCAUCCCAGACACAUGCAUAGCAAGUGUUCAUGAUUUUUCAAGUCAUCUUGGUAAUCUUUAUCCAAAGCAACAUAAGCAGUUUUGUGCAUACUGGAGUUUUUUAAUAGCUAUGUGUAUUGUUGUUUUCCCAUGUACUUGUAAUAGUACAUUGUACAUUCUCUUGUACAUUCUCUUGUAAUAGUGCACUACAGGGAAAUGUAGCCAUCAUUUCUGACAUAAAUCCCCACAGUGAAUAAGCCCUAGUAAUAACUCUUCUAAAGCAAUGUGAUGAUUUUACAGAGGAUGGCAUAAUAAUAAAGAUGGCACUUUGUGUCCCUAUGAAUAAAAUCAGUUUUUUCUUAUUCUA